AUGGUAAACGAGGUCGAAAAGGUAGGACAGGUCGAAAAGCAAGACGAGGUCGAAAAACAAGACGAGGUAGGAAAGGUAGACGAGGUCGAAAACCAAGACGAGGUAGGAAAGGAAGAAGAGGUCGAAAAGCAAGACGAGACAGGAAAGGUAGACGAGGUCGAAAAGCAAAACGGGGUAGGAAAGGUAGACGAGCCAGGAAAGGUACACGAGGUCGAAAAGCAAAACGAGGCAGGAAAGGUAGAAGAGGUCGAAAAGCGAGACGAGGCAGGAAAGGCCGAAAAGCAAGAGGAGGCAGGAAAGGUAGACGAAGUCGAAAAGUUGGACGCGGCAGGAAAGGACGACAAGCAAGGAAAGGACGACGGGGCAGCAAAAGGCGAAAAGCAAGAAAGGGAAGAAAAGGUAGAAGAGGCAGGAAAGCAAGGAAAGGAAGAAAGGCAAGACGAAGAAGGAAAGGUCGAAAAGCAAGAGGAGGCAGGAAAGGUAGACGAGGUCGAAAAGCAAGACGAGGUAGGAAAGGAAGAAGGGGUCGAAAAGCAAGACGAGGCCGGAAAGGUAGACGAAGUCGAAAAGUUGGACGCGGCAGGAAAGGACGACAAGCAAGGAAAGGACGACGGGGCAGCAAAAGGCGAAAAGCAAGAAAGGGAAGAAAAGGUAGAAGAGGCAGGAAAGCAAGGAAAGGAAGAAAGACAAGGCGAGGAAGGAAAGGUCGAAAAGCAAGAGGAGGCAGGAAGCGUAGACGAGGUCAAAAAGGUAGGAAAGGUAGAGAAAGUCAAAGAACACGCAGGAAAGGUAGACGAGGUCGCAGACCUAGACGAGGCAGGAAAGGCAGACGAGGUCGAAGACCAAGACGAGAUGGAAACGGUAGACCAAGACGAGGCAAGAAAGGUAGACGAGGUCGAAGACCAAGACGAGAUGGAAAAGGUAGACGAGAUCGAAGACCAAGAAGCGGUGGAAAAGAUAGACGAAGUCGAAAAGCAAGACGAGGCGGGAAAAGAGGAAGAGGCCGGAAAGGUAGACGAGGUCGAAAAGCAAGGCGAGUCAGAAAAGAUAGACGAGGUAGAAGAGGUCGAAAAUCAAGACGAGGUAAGGAAGGUAGAAGAGGUCGACAAGCCAAGGGAGACAGGAGAGGAAAAAAUACAAGGCGAACCAGAAAAGCAAGACGAGUUAGGAAAGGACGAAAACCAUCUCCGAGACCUGUUAUCCUCCCUGCUAUUUCUAAACCUAAUAGAAACACUCAAGAACCUCAAAGAACCCCCAAAUCCCGUAAACCCGCAGGUAGAAGAAAUCGCCGACGAAACCGACGUAUUCGAAACCGACGUAUUCGAAGACGACGUCGACCAACACAAUAUCGACCUGGAUAUCAUCCACCACGAAGAUACAGGAAACGACGAUACAUGAGACCUGAUUAUGAUGAUGUUGAAUAUGAAACAGGUUACGAUUACGGUCGACCUUAUUACCGAGGUUACCGAGACAGCCACCGUGAUGACGACAGCGAUAAAUUAAUCUUUGAUCUCAAGAAUAACUUGAA
Patella vulgata (common limpet) is the source of this 1528-nucleotide messenger RNA. RefSeq names its product cilia- and flagella-associated protein 251-like. Lineage: Eukaryota; Metazoa; Mollusca; Gastropoda; Patellidae. The record is from RefSeq and is a predicted model, not a curated record. The transcript is spliced from 6 exons. Bases 1 to 1398 code for a protein of 465 amino acids.